AUUGUAAGUAGUUUCGGUGAUAGUCAGACAUUGUGUGGAUGGGACAAUGGUAGUGCACAGGAAAAAGUAUUCAAAUUGUCUCAAUUAAAAAAAGAACCAUUUUUUUUUAUUCUAUGAUAUUGAAAUAAGGCCAGUGACUUGCUAGUGUUCAGUUUUCUAAAUCAGUGUUUUUGUGAUGUGUUUUUAAAAAUAAUUUUAAAACCAAAGUUAUCGGCCUGUGUUAUUUUCGAAUUUUAGAUUAAAUUAUAUUUAAUUUAAAUGGAAUAGUGAAGUGACUAUUUCGAAAAUGAUGGUGAAGCGUGUAGUGUUUUUAUUUGUAACAUGUUGUGUUUUGGAGUUGUCCAUGGCUGUGUUGAAAACAGGUGACGAUGGAGUGUGUACUGUGAAAUCCAGUGUCCGCAAAACACGCACCAGGGUUGUCACAUUCUACAAACGAUGUGGCAAAAAAAGAUGCAUAGCAAGAGCGACUAAACCUGAGACAUUCUGGGUGACAACAAACCAAACAGUAUGCUGCGAAGGUUGGGUGUACAGCGGUGAAGAGGAUACCUGUACCCCGCAAUGUACAGGCUGUCUUGGAGGCCGCUGUACCGCCCCAAACGUCUGCCAUUGCGACCCACCUUCCUACCUCGAUCCAGAACAGAAAAACUGUAUAACCCCCACAUGCAGUCCACCAUGCGUCAACGCAGAAUGUGGCCAGAACAACACCUGUCAUUGCAAAACCGACUUUAACCCCUUCAACGCAACGCACUGUUUCAAAUGCGAAGACGGCUACAACAUAACUUCAAAUUUCGAAUGCGUCCCAAUAUGCGCGAAGAAGUGCGUCAAUGGAAAUUGCACGGCGCCAAAUAAAUGUUCUUGCCUGCCAGGAUUUUCAAACAAAACUAAAGACGAGUCUACAUGCGAGCCCGUUUGCAGUAAAUGUAUUAAUUCCAAAUGUACCGGACCAGAUACAUGCUCGUGCUUAGACGGUUAUUCUAAAGUGAAUACAAGUUAUUGCGCGCCGAAAUGUGAGAAAUGUGACGGAGUGUGCAUCAAGCCUAACGUUUGCCAGUGUCGCGAAGGAUAUUCUAAAGUUAAAGGCGUGUGCACACCGACGUGCAACGAGACUUGUGUGAACAGCGUGUGUACUGGGCCUAAUUUGUGUUCGUGCUUUGACGGCUAUAUGAAGAGGGAUAACUCUUCGGUCUGCUACAAGUCUUGCAAUAAAUGCAACAGCACAUGUAGAGAUGGAGCGUGCAUCGAAAAGGACUGCUCUUUUACGCAAUCUGUACCAAAAACAAAAUGGAAGGGAGGCAAACGUGUUCAAUACGUGGAGAAGGUGAAAAGAAACGCGUGUUGCAGCGGAUGGUAUUACAACAGAAAGGAGAAAGCGUGCAAAGCGGUUUGCGACCAGGGCUGUAACGGGGGCACCUGUGUGGAACCCAACGUGUGUCGCUGUCCCUCCUCCCUAGUCCUCAAAAACAACAUGGAGUGCGUCCCCCCUACUUGCAAGGAUCCAUGCGUCAACGCUGUCUGCGUCAGUGACGAUGAGUGCAUGUGCAACCCUGACUACAUCCCCCUCAAUAACACACAUUGCGGCCCCCAAUGCCUCUCUGGAUUCCACAACGACCCUGUCACUUUAAACUGCACUUGUAACACUGGUUUUCGAAUCGACCCAACAAACUCAUCCAACUGCCUCCCCGUUUGCGACCCUGUCUGUGUCAACGCUACCUGCGUAUCCCCAAAUACGUGCACCUGCCUUUUCGGCUACGAACAGAUCAGCAACACAACAUGCAGUCCGAAAUGCGAAGAUUGCGACAACGGGACGUGCAUUGCGCCAAACUUGUGUCAAUGUCAUGACGGCUUCUCAAAAAAUAGCGUCGGAAAAUGCGUACCUUUCUGCAGUAAGCCGUGUAUGAAUGGCUAUUGUAUAGAACCUGAAACGUGUGGUUGCGAUAGCGGCUACCGACCUGAUAAUAAGGACAAAUACUCGUGCGCACCUAUAUGCAAAAACGAAUGCGUCAACGCUGUGUGCGUAGCUCCAAACAAAUGCUCUUGUCUUCCUGGCUAUAAAGGAUCAGAAGAAAGUAAUAUAUGUAGACCUGUUUGUGAUAGCUGCGUCCACGGUGAAUGUAUUAGACCAAACGUAUGCAAGUGCAAUGAAGGUUACAGUUUUGUAGACGGCACUUGCUCUCCUGUUUGCCGUAAUGUCUGUGUGAAUGGUAAAUGCGUAGCACCAGAUACUUGUAGAUGCAAUGAAGAUUAUUUUAGAAAUGACACGAAUCCUCAUGUCUGUUUCAAGCCGUGUUUGGGACUGUGUGAGUACGGGACUUGUGAUUUGGACGGACGGUGUCUGUGUGAGAGAGGAUAUAAAGCUGAAAAUGAAACGUGCGUGGAGUUGAAACCUGUCAACUGUGCCGCCUGCAACGGAACCUGUAACGAUGGGACGUGCUGGUGUCAGGACGAAAGACAGCCUUGCUUCACGGCUGAGACGGCGGAAGUGUCACCCACCACCACGCUGGCCGGCAUGGAGCUGUCAUUUGUGGUGGCGGGAGCAGUGAUCUUGCUGCUGGUGAUGAUGCUGAUGAUAGUGAUGCAGAGGAUCUAUAGCCGCAGGAAGAAGAUGGAGACCAAAGCGUCCACUGACUAUAACGCAUACGGCAGUGUGGUAUACACCGUUCCCAACACACUCACGAGAGAGUUCAUUGACCCCGACGAAGAAGAAAAAGACGCCGACACGAAAUCCGAUUACGAAAAUGCGAUAGAAGACAAACAAGUUCAGAAACAACUUUUGUCUUCACACGAUGAUAAUGCAGUAUAAGUUUUAUGUAAUUUUAUAACAAUAGAUGCAUUAAAUGUAAAAAUUUGUACGAGAUACCUUUUAAACUCCAGCCAAUUUACAAAUGGCUCAGUAGGUACAUAAAAAACAAAAUCUUUCAAAGAAAAAUGGUUACAAAAUUAUGUACAU
Molecule: messenger RNA, 2947 nt
Organism: Plodia interpunctella (Indianmeal moth)
Lineage: Eukaryota; Metazoa; Arthropoda; Insecta; Lepidoptera; Pyralidae
Product: multiple epidermal growth factor-like domains protein 10
Exons: 8
Coding region: 287-2800 (837 amino acids)
Source: RefSeq, a predicted model, not a curated record